Molecule: messenger RNA, 1681 nt
Organism: Cylicocyclus nassatus
Lineage: Eukaryota; Metazoa; Nematoda; Chromadorea; Rhabditida; Strongylidae
Source: the annotation of a GenBank genome assembly
AGACUUGUGGUAUCGCCUUGCCUUGACACCCAUGGCACAGAAAUAUGGAAAACAUCUUUCUUAUUUGACAGGGAACAAAAUGUGCUCAAGCUGGCACUGGAGACUGUGUAUACUUCUAAUCUGCUCGAGUUAUAUUUGUAAUGCUGCGGAUGAUGACUCAAAGUCUGAGAAGGAACCAAGCGAGAAAGAUAAAGAAGGAGGUUGGCUGGCUUGUGAUGGAACCGAACUUGAGACCUGUCACUGUGAACAAGAAGAGAUCGACUGCGAUAAGGUGGUUUUCAAAGACGACGCACCGCUAGCGACAGCCAACCUAGAUAUUUUCAAUAAAUCUUUUAAAGUGUCAAGAGCGACGUUUCGGGAAGAUAGCAUAAUAAGUCUGAAGAAGGGCAAAAUACUACCCGAUCAUUAUAAGACCAUAAAGGAGUUGGACUUUUCAAAAAAUCGCAUCGCUCACAUAGAAAGUGGGGCCUUCGAAGGUUUCACGAAUCUCAGGAAGCUCUACCUAAGUUUCAACAGACUAACUCAACUAAAAAAGGACCAGUUUCUGGGACUAGACGGCUUGCAUCAACUUUAUCUCGAGAGCAACAAAAUCACCACCCUACAGGACGGAGUAUUCGAACAUCUGACGGAUUUGAAGAGGCUUGUCCUCGAUGGGAAUAAAAUUAAAUUCAAGAAGGAGAUGUUCAGAGGACUAGACUCUCUCGAAGAACUUAGUUUGGACAAUUGUGGAAUCGAAGAUUUGGAUGUGAACGCAUUUGAAUAUCUAUCGCAUCUGGAUAAGCUCUCUCUCCGAGGAAAUCCAUUCACUGAAGUGCCACGUGCUGUCAAGCACCUCGUUUUUCUGCAAGAUUUGGACCUGAGCGGUACCAAUCUAGCCGAAAUUCAUGCGGAGUCAUUAAAAGAUGAUACUGUUUUGAAACAACUAUACAUAUCUGAUUUGCCAUACCUCUAUGCCGUGCAGGACUGUGCGUUCUGCAAUUUGGAAUCGCUCGAGGUUGUCCAUAUGAACAACUGUUCAAAGCUUCAUGAAAUACAUCCAAACGCGUUUGGAUGGUCUGAGGCAAGUGAAGGAAAAGUCACGGGUUUGAAGCAUUUCUAUGUAGAACAUUGCAAGCUCGAAUCAAUCAGCGAGGAUCUCUUGCCAUGGGAUACGUUGGAUGAGCUCGGCAUCGGUGGAAAUCCAAUAAAUUGCAAUUGCGAAACGGCGUUCCUUCUUGAAGAUGAAUAUUUUUCCUACGAUUAUACUAACACAAUACCCAAAUGUGCUGCUCCUCCGAAUUUAAAGGGACGACCGUUUACAAAGGUUGCGCAAGCAGACGCAUGUCCAGUAAAAGCACGUGCUGAAAAGAGUGGUCGAAUGGCAGGGGUAUUCAUGAUGCUUUUAAUCCUAGUAUUCUGCACGAUUGGAGUUUACUACUGCAUAGUGAAUAAAAAAUAUGAAGUUUUCGUGAAGCGUAUCCAACAUCCACCUCUGUCCUAUUCGAAUCUUUCCAACAAAGAUGAUCAACAGGGACUUGAGCAGGAUUUCCAACAACGACCGGAAGAUGUCUAGAGUACCUAGGUUGUCCGUUUCUAACUAAUUCAUGGUUUGUAUUACAUGUUGACUUACGGUUGUAAAUAGCGUGAUUUGUCCGCUUUAUUCAUAGUGAAUACGUUUUAUAAUCGAAAAAUAAAAACGAAA